CACUGUUCUUCAUCGCUUGCAACUCGACGGCGUCGUUCCGAACUUCUGCAUCUUUGAGGACUCUUCCAAGAAAAAAUUGAGUCUUUGCCUGCGCUUUCUAGUGGAAACUCCACAUUUCCUAUAUCCCCUACAACGAAAUUCGCCAACGAUGGCUCAACAUCCUCCUUCUUCACCUCUGCCCUCUGCACAAGACCUUGUUCCAAGUCUGGCGGGCAGAGCCACGCAACCGGAUCAUCUCGCUCCUGUUCAACAAACAAACACGACCACCGACACUGCAGGACAAUCUGUACAGACACACUCGUUAAGCAUGGAUGCUACUAUGUUUAUACCUGCUUGUCAUGAACAUAUACUCCGCGAGACACACUCGAAUUUCAAUCCUGAAGCCCCAGAAUUCAUCCCAGAAGGACACUGGCGGGAGGCAUCUCCACAUCGGCAAUCUUCUGUCAACAUUUAUGCGACCGAGUUCAUGCCAGGCAUGCAAAGCCAUCACUGCAUGACUCGAUCAUCGAACAUGAACGCACUGGCGCCCGUCUUUGUCCCAAGAGUCCACAUGGCUGGACAUUUACAUCUUCAGCGUAUGCAGUUGACGACUAUCCUCUCUGUCAACCAGGCAAAGCGACUCGUGCGUUUCAUGCCUGGGGCGGCAGUGCAGACUCCCAAUCCUCUCGCGGCAGAAGGUGUACCCCGAGCACAACAGUGGGGUACAUAUACGUGCCCAGCCCCGACCCCAGAGCUGACUCCAGAGGGCCAAUACCAGUCGCGUCUAUAUCGAGUCCAGGAGGUCAACGACAGAGACACCAUCCCGGACUACGAGCCUGCCGCCAGGGUAGUAUCCACAAAACACUGGAACAACAAGACAAAGCAGUAUGAGGGUCGCUACGAAGAGGAACGCGAGCUCGUCCAAUGCUGGUUACAUCAUGUGGACUUCUUCGGCAGAGUGGUAUAUACCAAAUCUGCGACAAAACCAGCAACCACCAUCGCUAUACUAAAAGCUUCUGGCAAAUGGCUUUCAAUGGGAACAGAGUACAAGUCACGCAAUCACUUCCUCGUGACGUCGGCCUCUCGAUACUUGGACCCUGUGGUAUACUACGGCAAGCCAGAGGUCCUCGACGAACUGCACGGUACCGCACUGGAGAAUGCAUGCGUUGGGCAAUGUGACAAGUUCUACAGUCGCUACGGUUUUUGGCAAGAGGAUUACUAUGAUCCAGACGAGGACGAGCCUUAUCUGGACACACUUUAUCCAGAGGACUAUGAGAAAGGUCAACUCAUUAUAAACGGUUGUACUGCAGGAUUCAGAACGCGGGAACAGGUCCUUACUGCUGGCACUGAGGAGAAAGUUGCCAUUGAUUCUACCCGUCGAGCCGCACUGCAGUCUCGGAAGGCGCGCGGCCUAGUCAAGUCGAGGCUUGCCUACUGCUCGACAUCAGAAGAGUCCGCUGUUGUACGUGUUGGAAGUUAUUCAACCGGAAAGACCCCCAAUGCCGUUCAGAGCAACCCCCCGAUGCAAUCCAGCUCAGAGCGACAUUCAGCACUGGAUACCACCUCAACACAAAGCCACACUCUGAGACCAAUGCCUUCAACCAGCACUUCCGUGUCAUCGGAGGACCUUGAUCGACGAUUGAACGAAAUCGGCCCACUGUCGACUAAUGCAUCUUGGGCCGACGACAUUGAUGUGGAGGAUGAGGUCCAGGCCGUCAUUGGCCCUCAAGCAAGCUUUGAACCAUCUGCACCUCUGGAGACCAUUCUUGAAGAAACACUUGAAGAACCUGAUUCACUCCAUUCCGAAGAAGACAUUGUUGCUGGUGAUGAGGUGCCAAUGUCAACUGAACCAUCAAGUUCUGAUGAGAGUGGCCAUUCUCAUAGGUCCAGCAUCAGCUCAUCAGAUGAUACACCUCCCACAUCCAUCGAUGAAGCCAAUGGAGACCAAGUCGAUGAUUCUGGCCAUCAAGACGAUGACAAUGACAGUGUCUACGACGUCAAUGACCAAGCUUACGGUCAAGAAGACAUUGCUCCUGUAGAGGUCGCCGAGCGUACUGAUGACGAGAUCUUCGGUAUGACUCUGGAGCAAGAGUACGAGAAUGUUCAUGGUGUGCCGAUGCCGGUCGAGACCUCCGUGCAAUCAAACGACAUUGCUCUUGUCUCUACACAGAGAGUCUCAACGGUGGUAACUGCUCAACAACCAGCUCUCCAUCGAUAUCGCCGACGCGCCUUGCCAUGGGAAGCAUCCUCAGGACGUGCUGUUCGACUCUUAGUUGGCGCCUUCAGCAACGGUAGGGUCGUUCCUUUCCUGACAACCAUGCAGUUUGGUACUGUCCACAACUCACUGUUGUACGUUGUUGGGACUGCUAGCAGGGUGGACAGCCCCUAUAUGUCGUUCGCCCCUAAAGUGGCCUUCAAUGAGGUUGUUCGAUACCAACCGAGCCUCCCACAACAACGAGUCGUCGAAUUCAGUGACGACGAAGAGGAGAUCAAUGGUACCGUCAUCCAUCCGAAUGUUACAAUUCGCGGUAGCAACGAUGACAAUAUCACACCUGCGGUUAUUGUCAACGACAUUACACCCGAAGGCAACGUGGAGGAGUCAACACCCGUCGCAUCACCAGCAACAAACUCCGAAUCAUCACCAGCGGCGGCAACUGGCGGUUCACACCCUCAGACUCCCCAACAACAACCACCACGUCGUCGAGUACGCUUCGUCGAGCCCCCACAAGUACACUCGCCAGCAUCGACUGCGUCCAGGUACUCGUCACUGGCAGAACUCGUGUCAGGCUAUGAUCAGUGGCCUGACUUCUCCGCUAUCCAUUGUGAUUCUCCAUCAUCUUCGGCGUCCUCUGGGACUGUCAACCACGAUGAUGAGACGUUGGCGCCCAUUCCUACCUUGCCUAAAUUUGGAAGCGUUCGACGUCGCCGUCGUGCUGGGUUCAGCUUUGCUCGGGUGUUCAGCUCCAGGAGCAAUACAGUACAUUUGACUGUUGUUGGCGAAGGCCCCUCACAGACAACGGUGGUGGAAAAGAAGAGUUGGAUCAAGAAGGGCCUUGGGAAAGUCAAGGGUCUCUUCUCAAAGAAGAGAAAUUGAAAUGAUCUACAACAGGAUUAAUUGGAGGACUGGACACGAUUAAUGAAAAGAACACGAUCAAUAGAAUCGUAACGACUUGAACGACAUGCACGAUUGAUAUGAACUGCUGGGACACAGAAUACAGCCACAAAGAUACCCAUGGGAUAUUGAUUUUGCGGGAAAGGAGUACUUGGAGUUUGGGAUUUGUUUUUCAUGCAUCAGGGCUUUUGUCACGAG
Molecule: messenger RNA, 3289 nt
Organism: Exophiala viscosa
Lineage: Eukaryota; Fungi; Ascomycota; Eurotiomycetes; Chaetothyriales; Herpotrichiellaceae
Exons: 2
Coding region: 149-3073 (974 amino acids)
Source: RefSeq, a predicted model, not a curated record